This is a messenger RNA of Gamsiella multidivaricata, 1248 nucleotides long. Its product is annotated as RNA 3'-terminal phosphate cyclase domain-containing protein. Gene Ontology annotation, biological process: endonucleolytic cleavage of tricistronic rRNA transcript (SSU-rRNA, 5.8S rRNA, LSU-rRNA); ribosome biogenesis. Gene Ontology annotation, molecular function: RNA endonuclease activity. The coding region runs from base 45 to 1145 and encodes 366 amino acids. The transcript is spliced from 6 exons. NCBI's taxonomy places the organism in Eukaryota, Fungi, Mortierellomycota, Mortierellomycetes, Mortierellales, Mortierellaceae. Gene Ontology annotation, cellular component: nucleolus. The record is from RefSeq and is a predicted model, not a curated record.
CCCCUCCUAUUCCCUUCAUCCACGUAUACAUACCACGCCUCAAGAUGUCAAAAAUAGUCAAGUUUGAGGGCCACAACUACUUUCGUCAAAGGCUGGUCCUUGCGACGCUCUCGGGAAAGAUUCUGAAGAUUGAAAAGAUUAGGUCAAACGAUGCCAACCCUGGUCUUAGAGAUUUCGAGGCUAGUUUUCUGAGAUUGCUGGAGAAGGUCACCAACGGAGCUACGAUCGAGAUCAGCUAUACAGGUACUUCGAUCGUCUAUAAGCCAGGAGUGAUCGUUGGAGGAAAAGUGUACCAUGACUGUGGAACGUCCAGAGCCGUUGGAUAUUUCCUGGAGCCCCUUAUUGCUCUUGGACCCUUCUCCAAGGCGCCCAUGAAUGUUACCUUGAACGGAAUCACAAACGACAAUGUCGACAUUUCCGUUGAUACCAUACGUACAGUUUUGCUCCCACAAUUGAAGAAGUUUGGUAUUGAGGAAGGACUAGAACUCGAUAUCCCUAGUCGUGGAGCGCCACCAAACGGAGGAGGCAAGGUCAUAUUCCGGUGCCCGAUCGUCCGCAGCUUGAAGCCCGUUCAGUUCACAGAUGAAGGACGUAUCAAGCGAAUCCGUGGCGUCGCUUACUGCACGCGCGUGGCGCCUCAGUUUUCGAACCGUAUGGUCGAUUCCGCAAGAGGCGUGCUCGACUAUGUGAACGACAUCAACAUCGCAGCAGUACAUUAUCAGGGCGACAAGUCCGGUCUCUCACCAGGGUUCGCCAUCUCAUUGUUGGCAAAGACGACGACAUCGGCGUUCUACUCUGCAGAGCUUGCGGGAGGACCGGGUCAGACACCCGAGGAUAUUGGAUUGCAAGCGGCACGCAUGUUGUUGUCAGAGAUCCGGAAGGGAGGAUGUGUGGAUUCGAUCUCACAGACAUUGGUGCUGUUGAUGAUGGUAUUGGGCCCAAACGAUGUCAGCAAAGUGCGUGUGGGCGAUUUGACCCCAUUCACAAUCCAAUAUAUGCGCGACUUGCAGGACUUCUUCGGCUCAACGUUCAAGAUCACACAGGAGACGGAUAAGGACAAGACAGUUUUGGGCGCAGCACCCGACACGCUGGUAAUGACUUGCGUCGGUAUCGGUUAUGUCAACACCAACAAGAAGACGACUUAAUUGUGAAAAAAAAAAUUUGUCUUUGAGGAAGGACGCGUUCGGCAUCAUUUCUUUUCACCUAAUAAAAAAAACCAUUCAUUUGCAUUGUACCCAUCUAUUCUCG